AUGAUGCGAGCAUCGGAAUCUCUGAUUACUUUGGUUCCGCGUAAGAUUCUGCGCUUGAUGAAACUGCCCUGGUCCCGCAAGCGCUACCCUCCUGGACCCCUUCGACUUCCCAUCGUCGGAGGCAUGUGGCGGUUUGGGGUCAUGCUCUCCCUGGAUACGUUAAUGAAGUUGGCAAAGCAAUAUGGGAACAUUUGCACGGUAUGGAUUGGGCCUAUACCUGCAGUCAUACUGUCCGGCUACAAAGCAGUUAAGGAAGCCCUAAUCAACCAUUCGGAUGAUUUUGCUGACCGCCCAGAAACUCCUUUCCUUAAAAGUGCAGCAAAAAAUAGGGGUAUUGUACUUUCAAAUGGUCACACCUGGAAGCAGCAGAGACGGUUCAGCGUGGUUACUAUGCGGAAGCUGGGGCUGGGGAAGAAAGGCAUGGAGCACCAAAUAGAAGAGGAGGCCAUUGAGCUUGUGGAGAUCUUUGCACGUGCAAAGGGGCAGCCAUUUGACCCAUCCUUACACAUCAUCAAUUCAGUCUGCAACGUGAUAUGUGCCGUGUCCUUUGGAUACCGAUUUUCUGUUGAAGAUAAAGAAUUCCUGAGGCUGAUGGAAGCCAUUCGGAUUAGCUUACAGUUUGGAGCCAGCUUCUUUCAUGGCCUCUACGAAAUUCUCCCGUCUGUCAUGAAAUUUCUCCCAGGGCCUCACAAGACCGCAUUGUCCUCCAUGGAGAUGGUCUUUUCAUUUGCGAAGGAUGAGAUAGCAAAGCACAAGGAAGACCAGACUGUGCAUGAACCAAUAGACUUCAUUGAUUUCUAUCUAUCUCAGAUGGAGAGGAACAAGGAUGACCCCUACUCUACCUACAAUGAGGACAACCUGGCUCAGUGUAUUUUUGACCUCUUUAUUGCUGGAACAGAGACAACUGCUACCUCUCUGCAAUGGGCACUGCUCCUCAUGGCGACACAUCCAGAUAUUCAAGAGAAAGUCUACCAGGAGAUGGAAGAUGUUUUCGGUUCAUCUCACUCAAUCCGCUAUCAAGAUCGGAAGAAGCUGCCCUACACCAAUGCUGUGAUUCACGAGAUCCAGCGUUCAAGAUAUAUCUUAUUAUUUGGGGUUCCAAGGCAAACUGUGAAGGACGUGAACUUGCACGGUUUUCACAUUCCAAAGGGGGCUGUGAUUGCUCCAGAUCUCCGCUCUGUUCUUCUUGAUCCUAAGGAAUGGGCAACACCUAAAAAAUUCAACCCAAACCAUUUUUUGGACGAGGACGGGCAGUUUGUGGACAGAGAAGCAUUUCUGCCAUUUGGUGCAGGUGCUCGGGUGUGUCCAGGGGAGCAACUGGCAAAGAUUGAGCUCUUCAUCUUUUUCACCAGCCUGCUGAGAGCAUUCAGGUUCCAGCUGCCAAAAGGUGUGAGAGGAGUCCAUAAGAAGCCUAUAAUAGGGCUGACGGUCCGUCCUCGCCCCUACAAACUCUGUGCUGUUCCCCGCUGCAGCCACAUAAACAAUUAGGGGGGCUGAUCAACUACUGCAAUCUCCUCCUU
Messenger RNA from Podarcis muralis (Common wall lizard), 1520 nucleotides. NCBI's taxonomy places the organism in Eukaryota, Metazoa, Chordata, Lepidosauria, Squamata, Lacertidae. The record is from RefSeq and is a predicted model, not a curated record.